Bicyclus anynana (squinting bush brown) is the source of this 945-nucleotide messenger RNA. RefSeq lists its product as uncharacterized. The record is from RefSeq and is a predicted model, not a curated record. Lineage: Eukaryota; Metazoa; Arthropoda; Insecta; Lepidoptera; Nymphalidae. Gene Ontology annotation, biological process: DNA replication, removal of RNA primer. Gene Ontology annotation, molecular function: RNA-DNA hybrid ribonuclease activity; nucleic acid binding. Bases 1 to 945 code for a protein of 314 amino acids. The transcript has a single exon.
AUGGACUUGGAGUUCAUAUGCCUGACGGACCAGGAGCAGGUAAAUCGCCAUAAUCAACAGGCAUUAAAAAUAUUUACUGAUGGCAGCAAGAUUGAUGAAAAGGUCGGAGCAGCGCUGUCACUGUGGAACAGCGAUGCUGAGAUUAAAGCCAUCAAGUUAAGUCUGUCAUCGUACUGCUCUGUCUAUCAGGCGGAACUUCUAGCCAUAUGCAAAGCCACUAAGAUAAUCCUGGAAAGCCGGCAAAAGAGUUUUGGCAUAUACAGCGACUCCAGAUCUGCAUUGGAAACAGUUGCGAAUAAUGCAUCUACGCACCACCUGGCUGUCAAAUCACGUGCAAAUAUCAAAGCCAUUAAACUCCAGAACAAGGAAAUUUCCUUGUUCUGGAUUAAAGCACAUGCAGGUCUGGAUGGCAAUGAACGAGCAGACACACUGGCGAAGGACGCCGCGAGAAAACGUAAGAAAAAGCCCGAUUAUGACCUAUGCCCGAUCUCAUUUGUGAAGCGAGAAAUUCGUAAAGACUCGCUUCAGAAAUGGAAUCAGAGAUACAAAACUGGAGAAACUGCAGGGAUCACAAAAAUAUUCUUCCCGGAUGUCCUAAAUAGUUAUAAUAUCAUUCGAAAACUUCAACCAACGUAUUUACUAACACAAAUAUUUACAGGACACGGUGGGUUCGCGGAAUACCUGCACAGAUACAAACGUAAAGAUUGCUCGGGAUGCGUCUACAAUGAAACAACGAAGGAGACAAUACCACAUUUAAUUUUAAAUUGCCCUCAACAUGACGCGGCCCGGGAAGAUCUCCAACAAGAAUUGCAGAUGAAUCUGUCCAGGGACUCCAUCCCCACUAUAAUAAAAAAUAUCAGCAGUAGAGACGUGUUUAUUAAAUUCUGUCAUAGAGUAGGUAACAUAGCAAUGUCAAGGAAUAGAGCAGACAAUAAAGAUACAUAG